CUAUUUUAUAAACCUCUUUAAUCACUAAAAAUGGCUUCUUCUUCUGAAAACAAUUUAGAUGAAGCUUUUGAUGAUGCUUUUGAUGAUGCAUUUGAUGAAGCCUUUGAUCAACAUUUUGAUCAAACCUUUCAAGAGUUUACCAUUCAAAGUGAUCAAGAAGAAGGAAGAAAAAAAAGAAAAAAACGAGCUUAUAUCGAAAGACACCGUGAAGAAGGGCAUUUUCGUUUAUGGAAUGAUUAUUUCAGUGAUACUCCAACGUAUCCUGAAAAUUUCUUUCGACGACGUUUUAGAAUGAACAAGCGACUGUUCAUGCACAUUGUUGAUCGACUCUCCAACGAAGUGCAAUACUUCCGAGAAAAGAAAGAUGGUCUUGGAAGGAAUAGUCUCUCUCCUAUUCAAAAGUGUACCGCAGCCAUUCGUGUCUUAGCGUAUGGUUCUGCAGCUGAUAUGGUCGACGAAUACCUCCGGCUGGGUGAAACAACAGCUCGGUUAUGCGUGGAACAGUUUGUGGAAGGUAUAAUAUAUUUGUUUGGGGAUGAGUACUUAAGAAGUCCAACACCAGCUGAUCUUCAACGUCUACUUGAUGUGGGAGAGCGUCGUGGAUUUCCCGGGAUGAUAGGAAGCAUCGAUUGUAUGCACUGGGAGUGGAAGAAUUGUCCCACCGCUUGGAAAGGGCAAUAUUCUCGUGGUUCGGGUAAACCAACAAUCGUUUUAGAGGCGGUCGCUUCAUACGAUCUCUGGAUAUGGCAUGCAUUUUUUGGACCUCCAGGUACAUUAAAUGAUAUCAAUGUUCUUGACCGUUCUCCCGUUUUUGAUGACAUAAUAAACGGUAAAGCCCCGAAUGUCACUUACUAUGUCAAUGGAAGAGAGUUCCAUAUGGCUUACUAUCUCACCGAUGGUAUAUAUCCGAAAUGGGCAACUUUUAUCCAAUCUAUUUCUAUGCCACAAGGGCCGAAGGCAGUUUUAUUUGCUCAACGGCAAGAAGCCAUCCGAAAAGAUGUCGAGCGUGCUUUUGGAGUCUUGCAAGCACGUUUUGCGAUUAUUAAAAAUCCGGCGCUGUUUUGGGAUAAAGUCAAAAUAGGGAAGAUUAUGAGAGCAUGUAUCAUACUCCAUAAUAUGAUAGUUGAAGAUGAACGAGACGGAUACAGUCUCGUUGAUGUUUCUGAGUUCGACCACGGGAAUUCACAUGUUGAUUUCACGUAUUCUACAGAUAUCCCUUCAAACAUCACAAAUAUGAUGGACGCUCGUUCAAGAAUUCGAAAUAGGCAAAUGCAUCAACAACUAAAAGAUGAUUUGGUUGAACAUAUAUGGCGUAGAUUUGGACACGGUGACGACAACAACUGAUCUCGGAUGCUUUUUUCGAAUAAUUAUCGUUAUUUUAAUAAUCUUUGUUUUCAUGUUUUUAUUUACAAAUCCAUGUUUAAAAUGUAAUGUUUAAAAUGUAAUAUUUUAAAUGUGUUAUU
Messenger RNA from Brassica napus (rape), 1463 nucleotides. RefSeq names its product putative nuclease HARBI1. The transcript has a single exon. The coding region runs from base 31 to 1344 and encodes 437 amino acids. NCBI's taxonomy places the organism in Eukaryota, Viridiplantae, Streptophyta, Magnoliopsida, Brassicales, Brassicaceae. The record is from RefSeq and is a predicted model, not a curated record.